AUGAAGGCUACGUUUUCCGUUUAUUUAUCCCUAUUGGGUCAAAGCUCAGCAUGGAGUUACACCCCCAGCUCCAAAUACGCUGCUAACAUCAAGAUCAAUGCUCGUCAAACAUACCAAACCAUGAUUGGGGGCGGCUGCUCCGGAGCUUUUGGGGUCGCAUGCCAGCAAUUCGGAUCUUCAGGCCUAUCGCCAGAAAACCAACAGAGAGUUACACAGGUUCUUUUUGAUGAAAAUAUCGGCGGCCUCUCAAUCGUGCGAAACGAUAUUGGCUCAUCCCCAGGAACGACCAUUCUUCCAACAUGCCCGGCAACGCCGCAGGGGAAGUUCAAUUACGUUUGGGAUGGAAGUGACAACUGCCAAUUCAAUCUCACAAAAACGGCUCUCAAGUUUAAUCCGGAACUUUACGUCUAUGCCGAUGCUUGGUCUGCCCCUGGUUGCAUGAAAACUGUGGGAACAGAGAACCUUGGUGGGCAAAUCUGUGGUGUGCGAGGUACCAAUUGCGAACAUGAUUGGCGUCAAGCUUACGCAGAUUAUCUCGUCCAAUAUGUCAGAUUCUAUAAGGAACAAGGCAUUGACAUCUCGCUUUUGGGUGCCUGGAAUGAGCCUGAUUUCAACCCUUUUACUUACGAGAGUAUGCUAUCAGACGGGUUCCAAGCCAAGGAUUUCCUAGAGGUUCUAUAUCCUACGCUUAAAAAAGCUUUCCCAAAAGUAGAUGUCAGCUGUUGCGAUGCUACCGGCGCACGCCAAGAGAGAAACAUUCUUUAUGAGCUACAGCAAGCGGGUGGUGAAAAAUACUUCGAUAUUGCGACGUGGCACAAUUAUCAGAGCAACCCUGAGCGCCCAUUUAAUUCUGGCGGAAAACCGAAUAUCCAAACCGAAUGGGCCGAUGGCACGGGUCCAUGGAAUAGUACCUGGGAUUAUAGCGGCCAGCUUGCUGAGGGCUUUCAAUGGGCACUAUACAUGCAUAACGCCUUUGUUAACAGCGAUACCUCGGGAUACACUCACUGGUGGUGUGUGCAAGACACAACCGGCGAUAAUGCUCUUAUUCGACUUCGCGGUAACAGCUAUGAAGUCUCAUCUCGGGUUUGGGCCUUUGCCCAAUAUUUCCGAUUCGCCAGACCAGGUGCUGUGCGCGUUGAUGCCACAAGUGACGUGGAAAAUGUCUACGUUACGGCAUAUGUGAACAAAAAUGGUACAGUCGCUAUACCUGUUAUCAAUGCCGCUCAUUUCCCGUAUGAUUUGACCAUCGAUUUGGAGGGAAUUAAAAAGAGAAAGCUGAGCGAGUAUUUAACCGACAAUACUCAUAAUGUCACUUUACAGAGCCGGUACAAAAUUAGCGGCAGCAGUCUCAAGGUGACAGUCGAGCCUAGAGCCAUGAAGACAUUCUGGCUCGAGUAG
Trichoderma atroviride IMI 206040 is the source of this 1398-nucleotide messenger RNA. The record is from RefSeq and is a predicted model, not a curated record. NCBI's taxonomy places the organism in Eukaryota, Fungi, Ascomycota, Sordariomycetes, Hypocreales, Hypocreaceae.